AUGGUGAUAUUUGCAGCCUUGGUCUUAGUGCUUUUGCCUGAAAUGAUGAACAUGAUUCCCAGUGCUAAAUGUAGGACUAGUGAUCCUUUGCCUUUUGUUCAUAAGCAAUAUCAGUCAGGAGACUUCAUUGUUGUGGACAUUGUCUCUCAGAUUUACAUCUUCUAUACAAUGAUAGACUUCAGAAAACUUCCUUCUAAAGAACUCUUUGAGGAAAUUGCACCAAUAGCAGUCAUUGGAGGACCUUCCUCUGAUAUCUAUCUAAACAUGGCUAACAUCCUUUCCCUCUUCAAGAUGCCACAGGUAAUAUAUGGUUCUGCUCCUGAAAUUCGCAGAAAAGAACAAGCUGCUAUCUACCAACAGAUGUUACCAAAUAUGGACACUCAGUACCAGGCUGUUUCUAAAUUGCUGUUAUAUUUCACAUGGACAUGGGUUGGGCUCAUGUUAGCAGAUAAUGACAGUGGUGAAAUGUUGGUUCCCAUGGCUGCCCAGAGUGGUAUCUGCUUCGACUUCGUUCAAAAAUUUCCCAUCCCUGUUUAUACAGAUAGCAUUGUAGAAAUGAUAGAAACAGGUCUGAAAAUGUACAAAGUGGUUAUGAAAAGCAAUGCUAUAGCAGUGGUGGUUCAUGGUAACUUUGGGAACAUGAUAACUCUAAGAUUUCUUUCCACUAAUUUGGAAAUUGAUGAUUUUUCACUAUGGAUAAAAGGUAAAGUCUGGAUCAUGACACUCCAGAUGGGUUUCACUUCACUUCCCUUUCAAAAAUAUGGUGACCUGGUUUUCCUGCAUGGUGCACUAUCAUUUGCAAUUCACUCAGAGAGGAUAUUGGGAUUCCAGCAAUUUGCUCAAUCAAAAAACCCUAUCUUGGAAAAGGAAGAGAGUUUUAUCAAGAUGUUCUGGGAAAAUGCACUUGAAUGUUCCUUCUCCAACUCUGCAGUAGAAAAGGAAGAUGGGGCCACCUGUACUGGAGAGGAGAAACUGGCAGAUAUUCCUACCUCUGUAUUUGAAAUGGACAUGACUGACUACAGCUACAGCAUGUACAAUGCCAUCUAUGUGGUGGCCCAUGCUUUGCACGACUUCCAUUCAUCUAUAAUGAAUUACAGAGUAGGAAAUGUUGAAAUCAAGGGGAAAGAUUUUAUUCAACAUCUAUGGAAGCUCAACCAAUUCAUGCGAAAAGUUUCAUUCAAUAAUAGUGCCAGGCAAAAAAUUUCAUUUAAUGAGAAUGGAGAGUUAGAGACUGGAUUUGAUAUUAUUAAUUGGAUCACAUUUUCAAACUUAUCUUUUAAAAAAGUCCGAGUUGGAAGUAUUGAUUUUUCCCAAGAAAAAAUGGUCACCAUUGAUGAAGAUGAUAUGGAUGAAUGCUUUCAGUGCCCAGAAGAUCACUAUCCCAAUGAGAAGAACAAUUUCUGUCUCCCCAAAGUUAUAACAUUUUUGAAGUACAAAGAAACUUUGGGAGCUGUUUUGGCCACUUCUGCUCUUUUCUUUUCUUUGGUCACAGUUGGAGUCCUUUGGAUCUUUAUUAAGCAUCAGGACUCUCCCAUUGUCAAAGCCAACAACCGGAACCUAACAUAUGUACUCCUUGUUGCUCUCCUGUUAUCCUUUCUUUGUAUCUUGCUAUUCCUUGGAAAACUUCACAAGGUGACAUGUAUCUUUCGCCAAAUUGCCUUUGGCAUCAUCUUCUCAGUGGCCAUUUCUUGUGUUUUGGCCAAAACCAUUAUUGUGGUUCUGGCUUUCAUGGCUACCAAGCCAGGGUCCAAGAUGACCAAGUGGGUUGGGAAAAGACUUGCCAUGUUUAUAGUAUCCUUCUGCUCCUUUAUUCAAAUUAAUAUAUGUAUUACAUGGGUGAUCAUCUCUCCCCCAUUCCCAGAUGCUGAUAUGAAGUCAAUAGCAGAAGAAAUUAUUCUGGAGUGUAACAAAGGAUCUGCCUUCAUGUUCUACGGUGUCUUGGGUUAUAUGGGCUUCCUUGCUGUUGUCAGUUUCACACUGGCUUUCCUAGCAAGGAAAUUGCCUGAUGCUUUCAAUGAAGCCAAAUUUAUCACCUUCAGUAUGUUGGUCUUCUGUAGUGUUUGGUUGUCCUUUGUUCCAGCAUACCUGAGUUCAAAGGGAAAAUACAUGGUUGCUGUGGAAAUCUUCUCCAUUAUAGCUUCCAGUGCUGGAUUACUACUUUGUAUCUUUUCUCCCAAAUGCUACAUCAUUGUCUGGAGACCUGAUCUGAACAAGAAGGAAUUUUUAAAAAGCAAAACAACAUAUUAA
Molecule: messenger RNA, 2247 nt
Organism: Thamnophis elegans (Western terrestrial garter snake)
Lineage: Eukaryota; Metazoa; Chordata; Lepidosauria; Squamata; Natricidae
Product: vomeronasal type-2 receptor 26-like
Exons: 5
Coding region: 1-2247 (748 amino acids)
Biological process (GO): G protein-coupled receptor signaling pathway
Cellular component (GO): membrane
Molecular function (GO): G protein-coupled receptor activity
Source: RefSeq, a predicted model, not a curated record